This is a messenger RNA of Patiria miniata (bat star), 1587 nucleotides long. Its product is annotated as 39S ribosomal protein L17, mitochondrial-like. The transcript has 3 exons. Gene Ontology annotation, cellular component: ribosome; mitochondrial large ribosomal subunit. NCBI's taxonomy places the organism in Eukaryota, Metazoa, Echinodermata, Asteroidea, Valvatida, Asterinidae. Gene Ontology annotation, biological process: translation. Gene Ontology annotation, molecular function: structural constituent of ribosome. The record is from RefSeq and is a predicted model, not a curated record. The coding region runs from base 4 to 774 and encodes 256 amino acids.
UGCAUGCCGAAUGCCGGGAGCCCGUCUAUUUUUAACGUGAGUGCAAAAUCCCAAUGCAAACGCACGCUUGCAAAUUUGGGGUUUGAAAUCAUUACUUUUUGGGAGAAAACAUUGUGGAAAAUAGAGAUUUUAAGAAAAUAUUUCGUCAGUUAUCAGCAGGGAACGAUGAGAUACGGAAAGGUUUACCGGCGGAUGGCCGGUGGGCCGCAACAGAGGCUAAAUUUGUUGCGGCAUUUUAUCACGGCACUGGUGAAGUACGAAAGGUUCGAGGCUCCGUACGCCAAGGCACACGAGACUCAGAAAUAUGCCGAGAGGCUGAUUAACAUCGCAAAGAGAGGUGACACGGACGAGGAAGCCAUGAAGAUCGCUGACUAUUGGCUGUCGGACAAGAAGCAAAUCCACAAGCUCUUUAAAGUCUUGGCGCCCCGCUUCAGGGACCAGCAGAAGAACUACACCCAGCUGCUUCGCGUUCCCGGCUUCAGCGGAGAGGGCAACGUGGCCAUGGCGUUCCUAGAAUUCCACGGGAACCCGUACCCGCCGCUCCGCCCCGUCAAAAAGAAGAACCCGGACUGGAUCGUGAACGUGCUGCUGCGCGAGGCGGUGCAGGAACUGAAAGCGUCCAGGGUCCUCGCAGAGGGGCGGAGCCGGCCCGAGGAGGGCGUCAUGACACAACUCGGGGAGGCGCUGGACAAUUUGCGGCUCGGGGAGUCUCCUGAGGGCGCCGUUGCAGACGGCCCCGGUGCGGACCCACAGAAAGAUGGAACGCCAGUAUGAUGGAACGUGUCUGUGUAUUCGGAUCAGAGACUUUCUAGGGAGGUUGCGUUGGAACAUUUUGUACAAAGGAUUGGGAAAGAUAGUGCCAGGGAUGGGUGGGAUAUUAUUGGUUAUCCCACGAGUACGAGGGGAACACAGAAUAAUGUAGCACGUCUGUGUAUUUGGCCUCAUGGAUGGCAUAUGGAACACAGUACAUUUCCUGCAUUCGACCGUUUCGACGAGUGCCAGUGAGACGACAAAUGUAUCUUCAAGCAAACUUUGACGUUCAGUAAAGAUGGAUUGAGAAGUACGACGUUAACUUCAACUGAUUUCUUCAAAUCAAAUGUGCACAGAUACACACACUUUCAGAUGGUUAUCUCAUUACAAGUGUGUGCAGUAGAAGUAGCCCAUAACAGCACUGUGUGCACCCAUCUUUGUAAACACCGGCAAUCGUGGACCACCUAUUGUCACUAAUCCUCAUUCCUUUCUUUGUACUCUUUUUAGCAACAGCUCUCAUUGGUUUUGUACACAAAUUUCAAAUGUGGAUGUUCGGUCAAUCGUUGAUACUUCAUUCACGCCCUAACUUUUUUGUCCCUUGUCCAUUAUUUCCGGUGUUUACAUACGGUGGUAUGUGGAACAUGGUAUAUGGCAAGAUAUACAAUGGAUUGUUGCCAUGGAUCGUUGCCAUGGAUCGUUGCCAUGGAUCAACGAAUCAUUAUCAAGGAUUCAAAUUGCUUGAAGAUAAUAUAUUUUUGGUGCCGACUAUAGACCCUUUUUUUCUUGACGUCACAAUAAAUCCAUCCCUUUGUUGUUACGUCUGUUAAUUAUACUGCA